Messenger RNA from Aspergillus fijiensis CBS 313.89, 687 nucleotides. RefSeq names its product putative stress response RCI peptide. Gene Ontology annotation, molecular function: ubiquitin protein ligase binding. NCBI's taxonomy places the organism in Eukaryota, Fungi, Ascomycota, Eurotiomycetes, Eurotiales, Aspergillaceae. The record is from RefSeq and is a predicted model, not a curated record. Bases 93 to 605 code for a protein of 170 amino acids. Gene Ontology annotation, biological process: endosome transport via multivesicular body sorting pathway. The transcript is spliced from 2 exons. Gene Ontology annotation, cellular component: fungal-type vacuole lumen; fungal-type vacuole membrane.
CUAGCUACUAUACAAUCCUAUACAAUCCUACUUGCAUGAUCAGGCAUUCGUCCCAUUACCAGUGACUCUACCAUUGCGACCAACCUGCGAACAUGUGUGGUUCAGACAUCUUUCUAGCGAUCCUCGCCAUUUUCUUCCCUCCGAUUGCGGUGUGGAUCAAAGUAGGCCUCUGUACGGCUGACUCGGUCAUCAACCUUGCUCUCUGCUGUCUCGCCUAUAUCCCGGGCCUCCUGCACGCCUGGUAUAUCAUUCUCAAGUAUCCCGAGCCAGACUAUGAUGACCCCAGCUAUGCGCCCCUCCCCGAGAAUCACAGAGGCGACGUCGAGAACGGUCGCGUCACAUAUUACUAUGUCUCCCAUCAACCCAUCCAGCACCCAUCCCAACGGGGCUAUGGGACCCUGCCUCCGCAACAACCCUACGCGGCGAACGCUCAGCCUCACCAGCAACAUCCUGCACCUCACCAACAGCACGAACAUGCUUCUGGAGGCGACGGCGGCGGCGGUAGCAGCAGCCGGGAUCACGCCGAUGCGCGGCCACCUCCCACAUACGCCGAAGCAGUGAAGGGAGACCACAAAGUACAAGACCAUCAAACAGGCCAAGCCUGAAUGAGACCAGGACAAACGCAGUUGCCUCGCAACUUGCUGUCUGUUGUCUCGAAAUACUGCUGCUGCUAGGGAAAGGCCAGUA